CGCCUAUUUGGCUUCACGAUUUUUACUUUUCCCUUUCCUUGCUUUUUCUGUUAGUAAAUCCUUCGAGUACGUUGGCUGUUAACUCUGUCGCUGGGGUACGGUGUGCGUGUCAGUGCCUUUCGUGUUGACCGAUACCCCUGCCGAGGUGUUACUGUGGUCUGCACCUUAGUAAAUCGCAAAUAGAGCGUCGUCGCGAUGGUGUUAGGAGCUAAUUGCUGUUAUAUCUCCUGGUCGAGUGGUUGCAAUUGCUUUUUUUCUUUCAUUAAAGAAAACCUGCGAGAGUACAAACGCAGCUAAGUUUCGGCCAAACAAGGACACGAUGAGAAAGAGACAUAAACAAACGAGACUGAGCUAAAGCCGGCGAAGGCGACACACAGCGUCCUCUGAACACUGGCCUCGGACAGCGGUAUCACACGAAGUUGCAGUGAAACAGGCAGUCGUAUAUUUGCGUGUUUUUGCUAUCUCACUCUUUAGCAGCGUUCGAUAGCUGUUUUUCAUGCGAGACAGCACGGCAUACGAACCACGCACGCACUACUGCCACUGAUACGUACACAGAGUCGGUCGGUCUGUCUGUCUGUUAGCUAAUAGGCAAUAGUAGUCCAAUUGGUGGUCUCACUCGUUGCAGCGAUCCGUCGUACGUCAACAACUAGGACGAACGAACUAACCACGCGCUAACGGCUCGCUAUUUUGCUACCCUGCACGCUCUCGUCGUCAGUGAAUCGGCUGCCGCAAUAAAGCAGGCGGCCAAACAGCCAGCGCAAAGGAGAGAACGACGAAGACAGAGUUUGGCCCAGUACGAGAGAGAGAGCGUGGGUUUGAGUCGAACACAACAAAAGCAGACGACAUAUACUGAUGAUAAUAAACCAAAAAUUGCGUCGAGUUAAAAAAUAGUUGGACUGUUGUUUUGAGAACAAGGAGCAGUGGAGAAUAAGAUGCCGAACCCCAUUAAUUUGCAUACGGAUAAAGCAAUAUUGGGAUGAAGUGAGUGAGGGAAUGGGAAGACAGUCGGUGGCUAAAGACACAGACGACGAUGGGUAAAACAACAAUAACACAGUAAAUAAUCUGGCUAAACUUGCGACGGCUGAAUGAAUGAAUUGCUCAAGGACAGUAGAUGGCCUCCAGAGGAGCGGCCUUACAGGUGCCAGAGUCCCUCAAGCCUAUUGCUCCCUACAUUCGAAUCGCUGCUGAGCAUGAUUCUAGAAAUCCUGUCAUCGCAUACUGGUGUCGGUUCUACGCACUUGCCACUGGGUUAAAGAUGAACAAAUCUUUGGAAGCACGGGCCUACUUGGCUGACCUUAUGAGUUUUCUCGAAGAAAUGAAGGCGGCAAACCGACAGAAUGAAGCAUUCACCAACGAUAUUAUUGCACAGAGUCAUAUCGAAGCGCAUGCGUUAAAACUGUUCGCAUGGGCUGAUCAACAAGACAGGAAUUCAAAUUUUGACAAGAGCGUAGUCCGGGCAUUUCAUGCGGCCGGCUAUAUAUUCGAAGUGCUGAACAAUUUUGGCGAGCUUGGAGAAGAAACCCUUCGUAUGAGCAAGUAUGCCAAGUGGAAGGCCGCCUACAUACACAAGUGCCUCAAGGAAGGUACGCAGCCAAUACCAGGUCCAUUGAGAGGCGAUGAUGAAGGAUUUGAAGAAGAUGGUACUGGACUUUCAAACUCGUUAUUUCAGCAGCCGGACUCGAAUGCAGAGACUCUUAAUGCAGGAGUAGCCCCGACGCCGAUGCCUCGUGGACAGGCUGGAAAUAUAGGAUCAUCUGGGGCCUAUAACGUUGAUAUGGGUCUUUCUAAUACCCCGCAGAGUCCAAGGCCGAUGACAGAUGAAAGCACGGGUGCCUUUCCAAAGUUUCCACCUGCUCAACAACCGCCAGCUCUAGCUCCUCCUGAAGCUACACCUACAUUCUCAUGUCCGGUGGUUUUGCCGUCUGGCCAACUUCCCACCCUUGAUUUGAGUCAGAGGAUAAAGGCGCAAAAAUACUGCAAGUUCGCCACAAGUGCCCUCACCUACGAAGAUAUACCUACGGCGGUGUUGAAUCUGCACAAAGCUCUCGCACUCCUCACAACCGGGGUCGAUCCAGAGUAAACAUAGCAUCGUGCAUAUUUUUUUUGUCUUUUCUGUAAUUAUAAUAUAAUGUAAGAAAAAAUGGACGUUUAUCUGAAUCCACUAUGCGAGUCUAAAAGGAAAAAAUGGACAGUGUGACGUUUCUGUGAGUCGCUCGAAGUGUCACCUUACGCAUACAUAUAGACAGUCACAAGCUUGAAUCUGUGAGCACUCUAAGGAGCGUAGAUAAGACACGUUAAAAAAGAACUAUACGAAGCGACGGAUAUGAGUAAUAAACCCGUUAUAUAAAAUAACGUAUAUUAUUAGCUCAUGAUAUAGUACUUUUCAGGUCACCCCGGAAUAACCUAUUUUACUGUGCUCAUAAAUGGGUAAAGUAGCUAUAUAAAAUAUAUAUGUGGCUAUAACAACUGCGAGGUACACUGUAUUGCGGUCAGCUGAUUGCUAAAAAAAAUAGUGAUGUCUUUAAUCAAUUAAAUAACAGUUUAGUCAAUUGGCUAAAAAAAUGUGCAUUAUU
This is a messenger RNA of Varroa destructor (honeybee mite), 2573 nucleotides long. RefSeq names its product vesicle trafficking 1 (gene Vta1). Lineage: Eukaryota; Metazoa; Arthropoda; Arachnida; Mesostigmata; Varroidae. The record is from RefSeq and is a predicted model, not a curated record. Gene Ontology annotation, cellular component: multivesicular body. Gene Ontology annotation, biological process: late endosome to vacuole transport via multivesicular body sorting pathway.